Dunckerocampus dactyliophorus (ringed pipefish) is the source of this 3545-nucleotide messenger RNA. It is a transcript of the gene rfx5, whose product is annotated as regulatory factor X, 5. Gene Ontology annotation, biological process: regulation of transcription by RNA polymerase II. The transcript is spliced from 11 exons. The record is from RefSeq and is a predicted model, not a curated record. Bases 154 to 2103 code for a protein of 649 amino acids. Gene Ontology annotation, molecular function: DNA-binding transcription factor activity, RNA polymerase II-specific; RNA polymerase II cis-regulatory region sequence-specific DNA binding. Lineage: Eukaryota; Metazoa; Chordata; Actinopteri; Syngnathiformes; Syngnathidae.
GGGUAGGUUUGUGGUAGCCCACCAAUCGGAAUAGACGUCUACUUUGUAGUCAGGCAGACAUAACCAAGUCGUCCAAUCACAAAAAAAUCUCAAAGGCUUUUUUGCUGUAUCUUGGCUCAGAUGGUGCUGGUGAGCACUGGUUAGUGUGUCCACAUGUUGGAGGAGCAGCUGCACCCGAGUGGAGAUGUCUCCCUACAGGGGGAGGCUGGUCUGGAGGUGGUGGAGGGUGAGACGGAGCCCAGCAUGCUGCUGCAGAAGCUCAAGACCAACAUCUCUAAGAAUGUUCAAACCAAAGUGGACCACAUCCUGCAAGAUGUUCAACGUUUCUCCGACAACGACAAGCUCUACUUGUACCUCCAGCUGCCCUCGGGACUCGGCGCCGGCGACAAGAGCGGAGGUGAGAGUUCAUUCAACACAUCAGAGCAACUUCACACCUGCAACUGGAUCCGCAGCCACCUGGAGGAACACUCAGACACCUGCCUGCCCAAACAGGACGUCUACGAGACUUACAAGCGCUACUGUGAGAACCUGCAGCAUCGCCCGCUGAGUGCCGCCAACUUUGGGAAGAUCAUCCGUGACAUUUUCCCCAACAUCAAGGCCCGCAGGCUUGGUGGCAGAGGACAAUCCAAGUACUGCUACAGCGGCAUCAGGAGGAAGACGGUUCUCAACAUGCCUCUGCUGCCCAACCUGGACCUGAAGAACGACCCGGCGGAGCUGACUGAGCUGGUACAAACGUACAAGCAGGAGGUGACGGAGGCGGCGUGUGAGCUCAUCUGCGAUUGGGCGCAGAAGAUCCUGAAGCGUUCGUUCGACACGGUGGUGGAGAUCGCUCGCUACCUCAUCCAGGAGCACAUCGUCAACCCUCGCUGCAGCCAGGCCGAGCUGGUGGCAUCCGCGGCGCUCGCUGGGGGUCCCGCCAAGCCUCACAAGGUCAUCAAGAAAACGCCGCUUGCAUCCAAAUGUGAGGGCGAUGGCGCCGCUGACCACAAGAGGGACUCUGGAGACUCCGCCUCCUCGUUGGUUGUGAAGCUGCCGGCCGCUGACAAGUCCAAACCUCUGUCGCUGGAAGCCCCUCCGUCUCCUGCCUCCUCAUCGCUGCGUCCUGCGGUGGAGGCGUACAUGAAGCAGUUACCCAGAAUCCUCCCCCGAAGUUCCAUCCCCGACAAGAGCCAUCUGUCCGUGCGCUCCUCACCGCCCUCGCUGGCGCCCAAAGAUGCUUCAGGUGGGGGCGGGGCAUCCGGAACAGGCGGUCCCGCUGCUGCGGCAGCGGCCAGCGGCGGCGGCGUGAAGGUCAUUGCCAUGGCAACGCUGCCCCAACAGCAAGGGGGCCCAGUGCCGCUGAUGAUUGUUCCUCAGGGCUGUUUGUCCUAUGAGAGGGAGAAAGUCACUCCGCCCACCUCUGUGGUCCAGAAAGCACGAGAGGGCGCCAACAAGCGCCCCCUUGAGGUGACGUCGGGUGCUUCAUUGGGCGGACCUGGCAGCUUGGUGGCGCUACCAGUGAAACGGAAACGAGGAAGACCCAGAAAACCUCGACCGGAGGACGCUUUGCCUCCCCCCUCCCUUUCCCAACAGCCUCUUCCUCUACCUGCAGCCCCUACCCAUGGUCCUGUCAUCACCUCCGUGACGGGUGGCGUCAUCCAGAAGGCUUCCUCCUCCACAUCCGCCUCGCAGUCGGUGCUGGGGCUGGUGAUUCGGGAGCAACCGGGCCUGGUUCUGAGCCAGCUUCCGAUCACGUCGGACACCGGCCCGCGGCUGGUCGAGCAUCGGGGCGUGGUGGUGCAGUGCCAGCCAGGAGGGACCACCGAGCCGGACCACCACGCACGGCCGCUUCUCCUCUUCCAGAGUCCGGGGAACGCCGGCAGGGAGUUGGCAGCGGCGGCGACUGGACGCACGCCCAUGGUGGAGGUGAUCCAGAAGACUCCGAAACCCGGCAACAACAACAGCAGCGCUCCGCUUCCCCCUCCCAGGCUGCACCAGGAGCGCGGGGAAGUGGAAAUCACGCUGACGCCGGUUGAGGUCAGCCUCCCGCCGCCCCUGCCUUCUUCUGCUUCUGUCAAACAACAAGAGAAACAGGAAGAGGAGGGGGAGGGGCCUCCUCCUUAGCUUUGACCUCCCUCCUCGUCCCUUUUGGUGGAAAUCCCAGAUUGGCCGAGCCGAUCCAGGAGGAUGAAUGAAGCCAAACCUCGCUGACGGUCCAUCAGCUGCCACUGCACUUAACACGCACUGUGACCCCGCCCCCCAACCCACCCACGUUUACGCUCGCCAUCGCACAGCCGUCCAUUUGGAGGAAAGAGUUCAGUAUUGAUGGAGUUCUUUUGGUACUACGGGUUAGAACCUUGUCAAGGUUCUUUGUGGAUGACCUCUCUGAGCAGAACUCAGCCUUGUCAAUCAGCUGCUCUGUGUGUGUGUGUCAAAGACACGCCCCCGUCACACCUCCAUGAACAUGCACUUACUGUAUGACGUCAUCGCUGAUGACAGACCGAAAAGACAAAGCACAAAGCAAAUGUUCCGAUGCAGUAAAUGGACGUUUAUUAGCCUGCUAGCCCACCUAGCUCAUGCUUUGUUUGCACUAACACGCCUACAUCAGCAAAUCUUCUUUGCAUUAUCAGAAAAGGACAAUAAAGCUGACCUCGGAAGGAGGCGGAGUUUCACUCUGUUCACUUCACCGCUGGUGCUACAAUCCUCGGGGCCGCCGUGGACCUUCAUCGUUUUCCAUGUGUGUUUGUGUUGUGGAAUAACCGCAUCAUAAUAACGCCUUUGUUCCCAUGGCAACUUCCCUAAUUGUUGCAGAAACAGGAAGUCAGGACGCUCACUUCCUGUUGGCAAAGUCAACAACGCUCAAGAGGGAACCUUUGACAUGUGAGACCAGCAUGCACGGUGUUUUUUUUGGGGAAGAUUGGAAGCGGCGUCGCUACUUGGAACGAUGACGGGAGAGUCAGGUCGGGCGACGAGGGAACAGUCCAAGCGGAACCCAGGUCAGAUAAUCAAAGAUAAAGGAUCGGGAAUCGGGUAGAACACGUGUAUUGCACUUUCACAGGGAAAGGAAAAGAAAUGUAGACUUGUGGCAGAUAGAACACUCCUUAGCAUCCUGAACCGUCGCGGCGCUUCAGGAAGCCGUGUCGGCGGUCCACUAAGUGGUUCUGUUGUGGUUGUGACGUUGUCAAACUAUUCACGUCACGGUAGACAACAAGACGUGUACUUGUGGAGUAAAUCAAUGUUUUUAUUAAAUGCUUCGUGUUUGUGUGUGUGCACUUUGUGUUGCGAUGAUGACACCGAGUGUCCUGCAUGGGUUUCCUGUACUGUUUUUGUAUUUUACUCCUGCUUUGUGUUUAUUGUUUGCACUUUAUUGUUGAAAUGUUUUGUUGACGUCGGUCCAAGUGUAAAAAAAAAACAUAAAACAAGACUAAUCAGCGAAAUGCACCUUUCAUUUCCCUCCCCGUCUUAUUUCAUGUUUGUUGUGGAGAGAAACAAAGUGACUAGCUCGUGUGAUGGAUCUAUUUUCCUACGCCGCCUGAAGGGAAUAAAACGUGAUGUUGACGAGCUGA